UGAUACGGGACUACAAAAGCUUCAUUCCCAUGCCCAAUUCUCCGGUCAAAUAACUGCUCAAUUACCUUCUCAAUCUCUCACAUCACAUGUUAUGUAUCACAACCCUAAACAGCAGGCAAAUCUUCAAUCAUCCCAUCUAACCCCCAAAACCCCUUUCAUCAGCGCAAUUUUCCUUCAUCUUGGCAAGUUAAUUUCAAUCCAAAUGGCUUUGGCUUACAACAUUACAGCACAAAACCUUCUUUCUAAACCACCCAAUGUUAUGAAGAUGAAGCUGAUGAGCUCAAACACCAAUCAGGGAAAGCCACACACAGCUCAAAUCAUUGUAGAGAAGAGAUGCUUGAGGUGCAACACUCUCUACCAAGACAAAGAUAACUCUCCAACUGCUUGCUCUUUCCAUGGCCACACAACUGGGGAGAAGGGAUUAUUCGCAUUUGUGCCACCUCAUCAAGGGAUUGACGGAGAGUGGAGUGAUGGAUCUGGAGUGAUUGUUUACAAAUGGAACGAGAAGAAUAAUAGACCAAACACUGGAAGUGUCAACUGGAAAAAGAGAUGGAGCUGUUGCGCCGAGUAUGGUGAGAAUGCUCCACCUUGUAGGCAAGGAUGGCAUGUCUCAUAUGAUGAUGGUUUCACUAUGUAUUAGCCACAUUUGGAUCAUAUGUAUCACCAUAUUACUAAUUCAGAAGAUAUCAAUACAACAAAUGAGAUUAUCUACCCAGACAUUGUAUAGAGUAAGGGUAUGUUUGGAUUACACAACCGUUGGAAGAAUGGGAAUGUUGUUACUAGUAAUGAGAUUUCUGGUAAUGUGUUAAUGCUAUUCAACCGUUUGGAUUCCUACUUA
Camellia sinensis is the source of this 838-nucleotide messenger RNA. The record is from RefSeq and is a predicted model, not a curated record. NCBI's taxonomy places the organism in Eukaryota, Viridiplantae, Streptophyta, Magnoliopsida, Ericales, Theaceae.